Molecule: messenger RNA, 696 nt
Organism: Strongylus vulgaris
Lineage: Eukaryota; Metazoa; Nematoda; Chromadorea; Rhabditida; Strongylidae
Source: the annotation of a GenBank genome assembly
AUGGUAAACGUCGUGAGCGUACAGAAGAGAAAGAAAAGGGAGGAAGUGAUCAUCCCUGCCACGACAUUUUGUCUUGGUUGCUGGCAAACUUAUCGCCUUCAAUGGAAGCUUAACCUUAUUGAACAGUUGAAGAGGCAGUUAAAUGAACCCGCAGUUGAUUUCCCACUUGAUGAUCUCUCAAAGCUCAAUAGCAUGGAGUACCGAAGGGUGCGACUUACAGGAGAGUUUCUGCAUGAAAGGGAGUUCCACAUCGCUCCUCGCGGACGAUUUGAUCCAGGUCAUGAGGAGAAAAGCGCCGGUUCAUUGCUAUCAAGUGAUAAUUUAUCCAGUCAUGGUGCUCAUAUCAUAACGCCAUUUCGCCUGUCAAAUUCAGAUCUCGUAGUGAUGGUGAACCGAGGAUGGGUUCCAGCAUCAAAGAUUUCAUCGUCUUCUCGUAGUUCUACCCAACCCAAAGGCGUGGUGACCUUGGAAGCUGUCGUAAGAAAGAGUGAAAAGCGUCCACAAUUUGUUAGUGAUAACGUGCCAGAAAAGGGACUUUGGUUCUACAAAGAUUUUGCUCAAAUGGCUAAGCAGUACAAUACGGAUCCUAUCUAUCUUGAGGCGGUUUACGAAUCUACUGUUCCUGGUGGACCUAUAGGUGGGCAGUCAAACGUGAACGUUCGAAACGAGCACCUAUCGUAUCUGCUCACAUGGUAA